Molecule: messenger RNA, 408 nt
Organism: Paramacrobiotus metropolitanus
Lineage: Eukaryota; Metazoa; Tardigrada; Eutardigrada; Parachela; Macrobiotidae
Product: acidic leucine-rich nuclear phosphoprotein 32 family member A-like
Exons: 3
Coding region: 1-408 (135 amino acids)
Molecular function (GO): protein binding
Source: RefSeq, a predicted model, not a curated record
AUGGAAAAGCUCAGCCUUAUUGAUUGUAACCUCUGGUCCUUGGAGGGGAUGCCACGCCUGCCCAAUCUUCGUGUACUAAUGUUGGGUGACAACCACCUAAAAGACCUGAGCGUCAUACCCGCGUGUUUCCCCAACUUGCAGAAGCUGUCCAUCCUACGCGCGCUCGAUGUCGAAGGCAACGAGCUGUGUGAGAUCCGUGGCUACGACCGCUGGAUGGUGGAUGCGUUCCCUCGGGUUAAGUUGUUCAUCAUCACCGCUUAUGAUGUCGACAGCGAUGAAGAUGAUAACGAUGACAUUUCCUGGUUUCUCAGCGACGAAGCCAUGGAUGCGGAUAACGAAGAAGAGGAUGAAGGCGAUGCCAUUGAGGGACCUGGAGAAUCGGUGCCAGAGGUCAUCACAUUUGAUUAG